AGCAUUCCCUACAUGUGUAGUCAUUCUUUCUGUUGUACACCACGUCUGCCUCUCAAACUGUGCUCUUCAGACUCUGUAUUACAAGAGCGAUGCUGCUGUUAUGGAUAACAUUAUCUCUCACAUGGCCUGGCACAAUCAGCUUUACGAUCCACAGCAUGAAGGAAGGUCUGUGUCUAGAGGACUCAUCUGGAGGAGUUGUCGAGUUAAGGACAUGCAGUCUGGACUCAGUCCUGCAGCAGUGGAAGUGGACAGAUCACUGGUUCCUAGUAAACACAGGCACCCUGAGGUGUCUCUCAGCCGUCCACACUGACCCAGUCCAGACUAUCGCUUGUGAUUCUGGUGAAUACAUCAAAUGGCAGUGCAAGGCUCAACAGCUCAUCAGUCUGCAAAACUCUCUGGCAUUGAGCACAGAGAGAGGAAAACUCAGGCUGAACACGGGUGAACACGACACCUGGAAAUCUCUGGAUGUGGGUGACAUCUGCCAGAAUAACCUGAGAUCCAGACGAGAAAGUGAUUCAGACCCCGAUGAGUAUGACUUUGCUGAAGGGCCGCCUAAACAAAGAAUGACAGAGGCACAGAUGAAGUUUUUACAGUGGUAUUACCGCACAGAGGACCCAACAUCGUGGAAGUUUGGCAUGCUGGCAUUUGCUUUUCUGGGUCUUCUGAUUGGUGCUAUGCUGUUGGUCAUGGGCAUGAUGGCUAAUAGGAACAGGAAGCAAAUAGCCAAAUACAAAGCAGCCUCAAAAGUCACAGCGGUGAAACCUGAAAUGGAGGAACUGCAGGCCAUCUUCACUGAUAAGGUCACAGAGGUAAAGAAGGAGGAGAAAACCCAUUUCACCCCAUCCGAACACAUCACUACAUACAACAGCCAUAAGGAUUGGGAAGAGCCUUCAUACGACAGCAAAGCCUCAGAGGGACUGAAGCCCGGAGAAAUUGUGGUGACCUGGAAGGACGGGAAUGUGUCUACUCUCUAUCCUGAACCUGCGGAGGAAGGACAAGGGGAAGAGGACGUCCAAAACACAGACGUGGAGACUCUGUCGCUAAACUCCCCCAAAGUAAUAGCUUCAUCUGAGGCAAUUGCAUUUUAAUUUAAUCCUGUUUUUUUUUUUCAAUAGAAAUUUCUUUUACAUUUACAUUGGCAGCCAAAAGUUAUUAAUUCAUUUUUAAAUGUGUUGAAAGAAAUGAUAUAGCAUACAGUUGUUUUAAAUGCUGAUAAUAUUACUGUUGCACUGUAUUUUCAUCAAAUAAAUGCUCUCUUGGUGAACAUUAGAGAUUUAUUUCAAAAACAUUUUUAAAAAUCUUGUGGUUGCCACACUUGGUUUCCCUAGCCCAACAUAUAUGCUUGCUUAUAGCCUUGGGUCAACCAACCAUUUUUAUGAUUACAUAAUAUAUUUACACAUAUAUUAAUUUCGAGUUUAUAGUUUAUGUUUCAAAAGGUAAGUUUUACUAUGUUAUAUAAAAAACGUUUUAUGUAAAAGUGCAUCAAAAUUGGUCAUGAAUUAACGUUUUUCUAAACCAUACAGUAAUAGUGUACCAUACAAACUUAUAUGGAUUAAAUC
Molecule: messenger RNA, 1559 nt
Organism: Onychostoma macrolepis
Lineage: Eukaryota; Metazoa; Chordata; Actinopteri; Cypriniformes; Cyprinidae
Product: solute carrier family 51 subunit beta
Exons: 6
Coding region: 90-1088 (332 amino acids)
Biological process (GO): bile acid and bile salt transport
Cellular component (GO): plasma membrane
Molecular function (GO): transmembrane transporter activity; protein heterodimerization activity
Source: RefSeq, a predicted model, not a curated record